AUGCACUUGAUGACCGCGACACGACCGGACAUUGCCUUUGCUGUGAGUUACGUUUCGCGCUUCAUGGAAAACCUCCAAGUCGAGCACUGGAUGGCGGUCAAGCGCAUUUUGCGAUACUUACAAGGGACUAAGUCGGACGGCAUCUGUUUCAAGUCUGAUGACAAGAUAGACUUCUGCGGCUACUCGGAUGCAGACUGGGCCGGCGACCAUGCAGACCGCAAGUCGACUUCGGGAUAUGCGCUCAUCCUGAUGGGUGAUCCGGGUCUGGCUAUUCAAGAAGGCAAGUGGGUGCAUCGAUUGCUAUGCGAGAUUCUGGAUGCCGCAGAGGACAAGUCUGGACCCGAGCUCAAGAUCAUGGAAGACAACCAAUCGUGCAUCAAGAUGACGAAGAAUCCUGUGAACCAUGGUCGGGCCAAGCACAUCGACACUUGUGGUCCAAUGGAAGUCGACUCGCUAGGUGGAAGCAAGUACUUGCUACUGACCGUAGAUGAAGGCAGCGGAUGUAUGAAGGGUUUCAGUCUGCGCGCCAAUUCCGACAGCGAAGAGUGCAUCAAGAAGUACAUCGUGGCAGUACAGACGCAGUUUGACUACAAGGUCAAGUUCGUUCGCCACGAUGGUGCACGCGAAUCUGUGGCAAAUUCGCUCAAGGCAUUUUACGAUGAUCAACGAAUCGAGCAGCAAGUUACCGUUCCAUAUGCGCAUCAGACCAACGGCACGGCGGAACGGGCAAUUCGGACCAUUGUGACGAUCGGGCGCAGCAUGCUUCACUACGCCAAGCUGGACAAGUUUUUUUGA
Messenger RNA from Peronospora matthiolae, 795 nucleotides. NCBI's taxonomy places the organism in Eukaryota, Oomycota, Peronosporomycetes, Peronosporales, Peronosporaceae. The record is from the annotation of a GenBank genome assembly.